CUACUCGGCCAUGUGCUCGAUCCACAGCAUGAGAUGGCUUGCGUGUAGGCGAUUAUGGAAGUCCUGGUAGGUGAAGAGAGAGCCGUCCUGUUCUCCCUUGAGGAUGAAGUCGUCCUCCCCUGCCCGUCUCUUGGUGCCCUCGUCCUCCUCCUCGCCCUCGUCCUCGAACUGGCGGCCGAGCAGGUCUGAGUCAUCGCCAUCGUCAGCGUCAUCAGAUGGGGCGGGCCUCACAGUGCCCUUGCGGAUGGGCAUGAACUUGAUGCCGCCGCGGCCACCGACACCGUGGUCAUCAAGCAACCCUGCAAUGAAUGAAUGAAUGAAUCAAUGAAUCAAUGAAUGUAAGUGUGAGUGCUCGCAGGUCUCUGCGCGUGCCCACCUUGGACCUGGCGAACGAGGUCCGGUUCCGUCUGCUUUCUGGCCAGCUUGUAGACCAGAUUGCGAAACGCAUCCAGCAUCUCCUUGCCGCACCGCAGCAGCAGAUGAAGCAGCUCGAGGAUGAAGUCAUCCGUCUCCAAAAUCUCCAUCAUGGGCUGCCGUUGCUGGCCGCGAGUGGAUGCAUUGCAGUCAGGUGUGUGGCGGGGCUGGCCGGGCUGCUGGCUGGCAUAGUUCUCGUUCAUGAAGGCAAGGGAGCCAGUGCAUUUGGGCGGGAUGAGCUUCGGUCGGCCUGGCCGGCCGAUGAAGUAGCAGCAUGCAUGUGGCUGGUUGAAGUCCUGGUAGUCUAUCAAGCACCGCUGACAAGGCAUCCUCAGCCCGGCCCGGCCCAUCCCGAUAGCGCACAUGACGAACUUCUGAAUCAGAAACGCAUCAAUCAAUGAAUCAAUGAG
This is a messenger RNA of Vitrella brassicaformis, 824 nucleotides long. The record is from the annotation of a GenBank genome assembly. Lineage: Eukaryota; Vitrellaceae.